AGCUGUAUUUAUAGCUUCUUCGAUCGGCUCUUAAAUCUCCACGACACCCUUCCUUUUUUCCACCCCAUCAAUUUCUCUGUCGAGUCGAGUAAGACACUCUGCUUUCGGCGAUCAGUCUCAGAAUUCCAGGCCGCCGGAAUCAUGAAGGUCUCAGGGCUCCCCACGGCGUUGCUCUCUGGGGUUGCCGCCGCUGCUUUGAUGCUCCUCCUCCUCCUCCCAGUCACCGACGAAUCUGAGGUCUCUGCACGUAAUGCUAAUGGUGGGGCUGUGGCCAUUGGACCUCUUGGCAGGAAGCUCAAGGAAGAUGGCUAUGGCCGAGGAACUGACGAGGGAACCGAUGACAGCAACGUGGGCAUGCGGGAUUACAGUCCCAUCGACCCAGUCCCGAGUUCGAAGACAUCGAUAAGGGCGGGCCCAUCGACCAUGGGACUCCCGUCAUACCUUACUUACCGGAUCCUGCACCUCCUAGUCCUCCCGUGCAAGGCAGGUAAAAUUCGGCUGAAGAUGUUGUUCAGUAGCUUAUUAUUAGUAAGUAUCGAGUUUGUAGAUACGUCAAAUCCGGGUGUUGCUGUAUGCAUCCUCUCGUUUGUUGAGUAGCUUAAUAACAUUAUGUAGUCUGUCAGUGGCUUGGCUUGUGGUUUGAUUCAACCUCGCAGUUUGUUCAUCGUCUCCUUCCUCUUUCGAUGUCUAAACUCCAAAGCCAAGGCUUCCGCCUCUAUUCGGUUUUCUUCCACCAAUGAUUCCAUCUAGGUGUAAAUGAGAAGAGACGGUUCACAAAUGAUUCAAGCUUGGCUCGAUGAAAAUUCGAAAA
This is a messenger RNA of Punica granatum (pomegranate), 811 nucleotides long. The record is from RefSeq and is a predicted model, not a curated record. Lineage: Eukaryota; Viridiplantae; Streptophyta; Magnoliopsida; Myrtales; Lythraceae.